Molecule: messenger RNA, 1192 nt
Organism: Sturnus vulgaris (Common starling)
Lineage: Eukaryota; Metazoa; Chordata; Aves; Passeriformes; Sturnidae
Gene: LMO2
Product: LIM domain only 2
Biological process (GO): positive regulation of transcription by RNA polymerase II
Cellular component (GO): nucleus
Molecular function (GO): DNA-binding transcription factor binding; transcription coactivator activity
Source: RefSeq, a predicted model, not a curated record
AUAAUAAUCGCGGGGAUGCGGCCGCCGCCGCUCGCAGCGCUGCCGCCGGGGCGCGGAGCGUGUGCGGAGCUGCCCGAGCGGAGCCGGAGCCGCUGAGCGCCGGGCGCGGAGCCGCGGUGGCGGCCGCAGCCGCCGCCCCCCGCCCGCCGCGGGAGCGGCCCCGCCGGCCGGGGCGCGGGGGGAGCGCGGCGGGGAUGGGAGGAGGAAAUCCUGUGAAUGUCAUCGCGGGGCGGCGGGGCAGCGCGGCUGGCGACAAGGCUCCGCGAGCAGACGGCCUCUGCGGGGGCGGCGGGGGCAGAGCCCACCACCGGCACGCCACAAAGGAACCGGCCCUGCCAAUGUCAUCGGCCAUCGAGAGGAAAAGCCUCGAUCCUUCCGAGGAGCCGGUGGAUGAGGUGCUGCAGAUCCCCCCAUCGCUGCUGACAUGUGGGGGGUGCCAGCAGAACAUUGGGGACCGCUAUUUCCUGAAGGCCAUCGACCAGUACUGGCACGAAGACUGCCUGAGCUGCGACCUGUGCGGCUGCCGGCUCGGAGAGGUGGGCAGGCGCCUCUACUACAAACUGGGCAGGAAGCUCUGCAGGAGGGACUAUCUCAGGCUCUUUGGCCAGGACGGGCUGUGUGCCUCCUGCGAGAAGCGGAUCCGUGCCUACGAGAUGACCAUGCGUGUGAAGGACAAGGUCUAUCACCUUGAGUGCUUCAAGUGUGCUGCCUGCCAGAAGCACUUCUGCGUGGGGGACAGGUACCUCCUCAUCAACUCGGACAUCGUGUGCGAGCAGGACAUCUACGAGUGGACUAAGAUCAACGGCAUGAUCUAGCGCGGCCGUGCCUGGCGCUCUGUGACAGACGCCUCCCGGGCCCAGCGGCACCCAGGACAUCAUCCCUUGGGCUGUGGGGCUUUGAAACAGGGGGGAAACACCACGCAGUGGGCCCUUGGCAGGCAGUGCUAUGUUGUAGAAUGUAAACUACACCCAGGUGAAGGGGGGAGAGCAAAGCAAUAGUAGCUAGACUGACUUGUGUUCACAGUACGGACAGGAACUGACAUCAGCCGGCAGCUGGGGACAGACAGACACAGCACCAUAACCCAUCCUCCCAGCUGGAGCACAGUAGGGACUUCUGUAAAGAGAUGUUAUGACGUUGUCACCUGCAGACUAGGAUUGUGCAAUUCAGUUUUCUUUCUGUCUUGUUUUCAUUA